AUGGCUCACAGUAUUCUAGAAUACAAUGCUCUGAGACUCCAGUUGAUUGAAGAACAGAUGAGUGGUCCUACUGUCACAGUGUGGAGACAGCAGGGAGUCUGCAAUGGUCCCUCCUCCCUAACACUGGUCUCCCUCAAGGUCUUCAAGAUGCUGCAGGUGUCUCCUGUAACGUUGACCAAUCCUGUUGGCACGUCAGGCGUGAUGCGUGUGAUGGGUGUGGCCUUCCCUGGAGAGAGGGAGAGGGAGGAGUGGGAGAGGGAACAGGAGGAGACACGGAAGAGAGACCACAGACGCAUCGGCAAGGACCAGGAGCUGUUCUUCUUUAAUGACGUCAGUCCUGGAAGCUGCUUCUUCCUGCCUAAAGGAGCUCACAUCUACAACACACUCGCUGACUUUAUCAAGACUGAGUACAGGAGGCGUGGCUUCCAUGAGGUUGUGACCCCUACUCUAUACAGCACUGCACUGUGGGAGCGUUCGGGUCACUGGGAACACUACAGUGAAAACAUGUUUACUGUGACCGGUGACACACACACCUAUGCACUCAAACCCAUGAACUGUCCUGCACACUGUCUGAUGUUUGAGCAGCGUGUAAGGUCAUGGAGGGAGCUCCCGUUGCGUUGGGCCGAUUUCGGGGCACUGCAUCGGAACGAGCUGUCCGGCGCUCUGGGUGGUCUCACCCGGGUCCGCAGGUUCUGCCAGGAUGACGCACACAUCUUCUGCACUCCUGAGCAGUUGGAGGAGGAGAUCAUAGCGUGUUUGGACUUUGUGAGGAGUGUGUAUCGAGUUUUUGGAUUCUCCUUCCACUGUCUCCUCUCCACCCGACCUACACCCUGCCUGGGGGAGCCUGCACUGUGGGACCAUGCUGAGCAGCAGUUGGAGAGAAGUCUGCAGCAGUUUGGAGAGCGCUGGCAGUUCAACCCAGGAGAUGGAGCGUUCUAUGGGCCAAAGAUUGACAUCCAGAUCAAGGACGCCAUUGGUCGACAGCACCAGUGUGCCACCAUCCAAUUGGACUUCCAGCUACCAAUCAGAUUUGACCUGCAGUAUGUGGGGGGGGAUGGAGAGACCCACAGACCAGUGAUGGUCCACAGAGCUGUUCUGGGAUCACUGGAACGCAUGAUCGCUAUAUUGGCUGAGAAUUUUUCGGGAAAUGGUGAGAAGUGUGUCUGUUUCUAUGUCUGUGAUUUGAUUAAUCUAAAAUGAUACCGCUUUGGUUACCCACAUUUCUCUUUCCUUUCGGUCUCUUUCAGGCCUCUGUGGUUGUCUCCAGCGCAGGUCAUGAUUAUUCCUGUAGGGGAGGUAGUGAGUCGUACGUGCAACAGGUGGUCCGACAGUUCCGCGAGGCUGGCUUCAUGGCUGACGCGGAUGAUGACCAUGGUGCCACCUUAAAUAAGAAAAUCCGCUCUGCACAGCUGGCCCAGUACAACUACAUAUUUGUGGUAGGUGAGAAGGAGUGUGUGGGUGGCACGGUGAGUGUAAGGACCAGAGGGGGAAGCAGCUAGGGAGGAGACCGACAGAGAAGGUCCUGGCAUCACUCACACACCUACGAGAUGCACGGAGCAACCAGGAUGACUUCUAACACACACACCUGUUGUGGAUUAAGAAUUGCUCACUGUACUUUUGUAAUAAAAUAUAACAACUUAAAUGUUUAAACUCU
Oncorhynchus keta (chum salmon) is the source of this 1654-nucleotide messenger RNA. Its product is annotated as threonine--tRNA ligase 1, cytoplasmic-like. The record is from RefSeq and is a predicted model, not a curated record. Gene Ontology annotation, molecular function: threonine-tRNA ligase activity; ATP binding. The transcript has 13 exons. Bases 1 to 1200 code for a protein of 399 amino acids. Gene Ontology annotation, biological process: threonyl-tRNA aminoacylation. Gene Ontology annotation, cellular component: cytoplasm. NCBI's taxonomy places the organism in Eukaryota, Metazoa, Chordata, Actinopteri, Salmoniformes, Salmonidae.